This is a messenger RNA of Micromonas pusilla CCMP1545, 1016 nucleotides long. RefSeq lists its product as uncharacterized. The transcript is spliced from 2 exons. Lineage: Eukaryota; Viridiplantae; Chlorophyta; Mamiellophyceae; Mamiellales; Mamiellaceae. The record is from RefSeq and is a predicted model, not a curated record. Bases 34 to 939 code for a protein of 301 amino acids.
CGCUCUCCCGUCGAGAUGGCCGCUCUCUCCGCGAUGACCCUCUCCGCGUCCGCGUCCGCCGCCUUCCGCGGCGGCGCGUCGUCGUCCAAGCUGAACAGCCGAUCGAAGAUGACCGCCACGAUGAUAUCGUCGCCUCGAUCGCGCCCGUCGCUCACGCGUCGCGCGGUCGUCUCUCCGCGCGCCGCCGCGACGCCCGCGGAUAAGUCCAACAUCGUCGUCAUCGGCGGCACCGGCGCGACCGGGUCCGAGUGCGUCGUCCAGGCGCUCGCCCGCGGCUCCAAGGUCACCGUCCUCGCGCGUACGCCGUCGAAGUUGGCGCAGCCGCCCGGCACCGCGGGCGAGGCGAACGCGGGGAAGCCGAUCGCGGAUCUCAACCUCACGGUGAUCCAAGGUUCGGUCACGAACGCCGCGGACGUCGCGAAGUGCAUCACGAAGGACACCACGGGCGUGAUCGUGUCGCUCGGGGGGAAGACGAAGGACGUCGGGCCGACGAUGCUCACGGACGGCACGCGCAACGUCAUCGAGGCGAUGAAGCAAAACGACGUGAAGCGCGUGGCGGUGGUCACGUCCAUCGGCGCCGGCGACAGCGCGGACCAAGCGCCGUUCGUGUUUAAGAUCCUCAUGUCGACCGUGAUGCGAUCCAUCUUCACGGACAAGAACAACCAGGAGCAGCUGUUCUUGGGUCCCGCGGGCCCCGGGAAGGAUCUGGAGUUUUGCGUCGUGCGACCGGGCGGGCUCGGGCUGGGUCCGCCGACGGGCGUCGUCAACGUCAUCGAGGGCGAGGCCGGGAGCAUCGCGCGCGCGGACGUCGCGGACUUUUGCCUCGGCGCGCUCUUCGAGGAGGCGUUUCCGUACAUCGGGAAGGCGCCGUGCAUCUCGUCGGUGGGAGGGACGUCCUGGACGAAGGAUCGUCAGGGGAAGGGCGUGAUGGAGGCGUGAGUCAGGGGAGGGACGCGCGCGAUCGAGUCGCGAUCGAAAUCGUCCGUCGGCUUUCAAUCGCGAAUCUAUCUGAUCCU